Molecule: messenger RNA, 3595 nt
Organism: Ahaetulla prasina
Lineage: Eukaryota; Metazoa; Chordata; Lepidosauria; Squamata; Colubridae
Gene: CD93
Product: CD93 molecule
Exons: 2
Coding region: 173-1990 (605 amino acids)
Biological process (GO): cell migration
Cellular component (GO): extracellular matrix; external side of plasma membrane
Molecular function (GO): extracellular matrix protein binding; extracellular matrix binding; calcium ion binding
Source: RefSeq, a predicted model, not a curated record
UGACAAUGAAACUCUCUCAGGAAACUUAAGUCUCCGGUGACAAAUAAGACUCUCAACCAAGACAGGAUGCAUAUGACCCAGCCACUGAGCCAAAGGGAUAUGGGAGGCAAACAAGCUGUGCUCUAUUGUCUUAGCAUAUGCUUUACAGACAUUUAUAGAAUUUGAGCUCACGAUGAAAUCACUCAGUUCGUUGUUCCUUCAUGCAGCCAAGAUGGGGAUUCCUCCGCAGGUAUUUUGGCAGCUGCUGCUUUUGGGACUGACAGUUCAGCCCAGUGAAGAGGUCGAAGCUUUGUGUUCUGGGACCACUUGCUACACACUGAAUUUUGGACGGCUUGGUUGGAUGGAAGCUCAGCAAAAGUGCAAGGACAAUGGGGGUAACCUGAUGACUCUGAAAAGCCAAGAGGAGGCUUUGCUUGUCCCACAACUGCUCACGAAGAUGCCCAAAGGGGAAGCUGGCACAGUUUCGGAGGUAAGAUUGUGGAUUGGGCUCCACCGAAAGAAAGGCAAAUGCUACGAGAAACAUCGGCCAUUGAGGGGCUUCCGCUGGGUGACAGGAGGUGAGGACACCCAGUACUCUAACUGGGGACAGGAGCCCCGGGAAACAUGCUUGUUAAAUAUGUGUGUGACCCUUCAGGGGAUUCCCUUCUCAUCUCAGGAACUGUCCUGGGUAGACAGCCUCUGUGGCAGUACAACUGCUGGGUUGUCAGGCUUCUUGUGCAAGUUCAGUUUCCAGGGAAUGUGCCGUCCACUUAUACUGGCAGGGCCAGGCGUGGUCAGCUACAGCACCCCUUUUGGUGUAGCCACUGAUUUCCUUGUCACUGUACCCUUUGGCUCCACGGCUGAAGUAGCAUGUGAGCCCCAAGGAGAGGAGAUACCUAACACCUUCCUUGUGUGUAAGCCGCAGCCAAACAGCAACAUCUCUGAAUGGAGCAGCCCAGGUCCAUUUUGUGCUUCACUCACUUACGGUUGCAGCUACAACAAUGGGGGUUGUGAACAUGAGUGUCUGAAUCAAGGCAAGGGUUUGUUUCAAUGUGCAUGCCGCUCAGGAUACCAACUUGGAAGGGAUCAUCUUUCCUGUAUUCCCGUGGACUACUGCAGCUCCAAUCCAUGUCAAGGACAGUGUAAACCAUAUCCUGGGGGCUUCCAAUGCCUCUGUGCUUCUGGUUAUAUUUUGGCUGAUGAUGACCGGAGCUGCAUAGAUGUGAAUGAGUGUGGUGCACCUCAAAGUCCUUGUGAACAAAUAUGUGUGAAUACCAAGGGGUCCUUCACAUGUCGUUGCAACCUAGGCUAUAUGCCUGCUGAGUCUGACCACCAGGCAUGCCAGGACAUUGAUGAGUGUGCGAGGAACACACCAUGUGACCAGAUUUGUGUAAAUACUCAUGGCUCCUUCCAUUGCUCUUGCCAGCCAGGAUACCAGCUGGAAGGUAUUAAUAGCUCUUCUUGUCUUGAUAUUGAUGAGUGUCAGGAAGAACUUUGUGAACAUAUGUGCAUCAAUCAAGUUGGCAGCUACCUGUGCUCUUGUAGGGAUGGCUGGGUUUUGGCACUCAAUGGGAUCUCUUGUCUCUUGGAUCCAAUAAGCAGCAUCUCUUCACUAUCCACUCAGGGAGGAGAAUGGAUUCCAACAGAUACUCAUCCUGCUUCAGAGUUACCAGCUCUGCUGACUGAUUCUUCACCUCAAGCUGAGACAGGAGUCUUUGCAUCCGAGGAUUCCACCCUUCAGCCGGCUGUGGUCAGCAGUGCACUGGAGGACAAACCCCAUAUCAGAGAUGAGAGGAUAGAUAAGAACAGUCAUGGCUCCAAGCAAUUUUUGUAUCUUAUCUUGGGCGGUGUGGGUGUUUUAUUCCUGGUCUCUUUUGCCCUAGCUUGGGUCAUCUACAGGAAAAUAAAAGCCAAGGAAGUCAAGAAAAAUUCUAAGAAUGUCACGGAUAAUUACUCUUGGGUACCAGACCAAGGAGAGAGUAGGGCAGCAGGAAGCAAGGAGGGCUUGUAGUCAAUCAUGUGGUUUUGGUGUGGAGAAGGAAGGAAAGGAAAGUUGCUGAAGAGAGAGGAAGAUGAAAGGGUAAUACUUGGAAGUGCAUAAAACAACUAAUAACAAAUCCAGAUGCCCUGAUAUACGCAAUUACAAUACAAAUGAAGGACACAUAUCUAUGCUUAACCUAGACUUUUUUGGAACAUACUGAUUUAUAAUGAUAUUUUCAUAACAAAAGAAUAAAAUCCACCACUCAUUGGCCAAUCGUGAAAUAUUCUUUUUCCAUUGUGGAAAAACUGAAUAUAUAGAUCUCCUCUAGAUUGUACAAGAUAACACUAAAAUAUUAAUAUCCUAUGUAGAAAUUUAGAGACACUGAGAUCUGAGUCAUGUAGUCCUUUCCUUUUAAAAAGAGGGAUUAUUUGUAUGCAGUCUUGGAAAGCAUAUGAACUGUAAUACUGCAGUCAGUGUUCUAUUAUAAAAUAUGUAAUGUAGAUGUCCCUCCAGAUUAAUUUCCAUUAAAAAAAUGUAGGCUAAAGCAAGCUGCACCUAUUUAGAUAUUGCUGGACUUCAACUCCCAUAAGCACCUAGCUAUCAUGGCCUCAAUGGUCAGAAAUGGCAUGGUUUCAAGGCCAACAAAAUGUGGAACACCACAAACUGUCCACCUAGCUAUAGACCUAUAGGAAACAUGAGAACCCCAGGAAAGGAAUAGCAGCAACUAGCCAACUUAUGCUGACCUCAUAACCUAAGCAGGAUCAACUCUGAUAACCUUUUGGAUGAAUGGGGUGUGGGUGUGAAGGGACUCAUAUUCAUAAAACAAAUGCUGAAGAAAUUAAAACAGCCAAAUACCCAGCAGAAAGCAAUGGCAACCCACUUAGGGCAUGAAUGCAGUCAUCAGGACUAAAAAAAUGAGUGCCGCAUAUACCAUCCCUAUCUUGCCUUAUAUAUCGCUUGUGUCUAUCAGUUUGUCUGUCUGUCUGCCUGCCUAGUUUUAUCUGGUGUGGGAAAUUCCAUAGAAAAUGAAAUCUUAAAAUGGUGUGAUUAAAUUUUUCUUUCUUUCUUUUCCUCUCCUUUUACUUGUGGCUACUACAACAUGAUUUCAGAAUAAAAACAUUAAAAUACCCUUUCUUUGAAGACUCUGUAACUCUCGUGCUUAUUUCUCUUACCCACCCAGCUUUGAGCUAGAGCCAAAGAUUCCUGGGAAGAGCUAAGUUCAGAAGGAUCCACACCCUUCUCUUUAGUAAAUGGUCCUAUUCCGGUACACGAAAACUAAAAAGAGAGAAAACCUCAAAGAUUCUCUGCUUGUUUCUUUGUUUGCUUUCUUUUUUUAAAAAAAAUAUCUCACCUUUAUUACUUCAGAAACACAGGUAGUUCUCGACUUACACACCACUUGCUUUCUGACCAUUUGAAAUUACAAUGGCACUGAAAAAAAUGACUUAUGGCCAUUUUUCACACUUACAACCAUCCCCAUAGUUAUGUGAUAAAAAUUUGGAUGCUUGCAACUGACUCAUAUUUAUGACCGUUGCAGUGUCCCGGGGUCACGUGAUCCCAUUUCAUGACCUUCUGACAAGCAAGUCAAUGAGGAAGCCAGAUUCACUUAACAACAGUAUUACUAACUUAACAAUUGCA